Elaeis guineensis (African oil palm) is the source of this 6642-nucleotide messenger RNA. RefSeq names its product TATA-binding protein-associated factor BTAF1. The record is from RefSeq and is a predicted model, not a curated record. Gene Ontology annotation, molecular function: ATP hydrolysis activity; TBP-class protein binding; DNA binding. Lineage: Eukaryota; Viridiplantae; Streptophyta; Magnoliopsida; Arecales; Arecaceae.
CUCCCCAACCCUCCCCCCUCCCUCGAUUUGGACGGUCCGCGUCCAUCCCCACCCCUCCACCGCCUCCCUCCUUCCCCGCGUCCCUCCGCCGCUGGCAGCCUCUGGACACCGGCAGCCAUCGUUGAAUGUUGUAUACAGACCUUUUCGGAUGAGAGAGCCUUCUUUUUUACAGGCUUUAUGGCUCAAAAUUCAUCUCGUCUUCAUCGUUUGCUCACCUUAUUGGACACUGGUUCAACUCAAGCAACUAGGUUUGCUGCUGCGCGACAAAUUGGGGAUAUUGCAAAGUCUCAUCCUCAAGACCUGAGCUCCCUCUUAAAAAAGGUUUCUCAAUACCUUCGCAGUAGAAACUGGGAUACAAGGGUUGCUGCUGCACAUGCUGUGGGUGCAAUAGCUGAAAAUGUCAAACACACAUCUCUAGAGGAGCUUUUUGCAUCUGUUGAAGCAGAGAUGCUGGUGGCUGGAUUUUCUGAUGUUUCUAAUGGUGCAGGAAUGUCUUGGUCAAAUUUUCAACCUAAUGAUGUUGCAGGCCUCUCGUUUAGAAGUUUUGACAUAAAUAAGGUAUUGGAAUUUGGUUCUCCAUUAUUAGCAUCAGGGGGACAGGAGUAUGAUGUUGCAAGUGACGGUAGCAAGAAUCCAGCAGAGCGGUUAGCUCGUCAGAAGCAAAACCUUCGCCGUCGUUUGGGAUUAGAUGUUUGUGAGCAGUUUAUGGAUGUAAGUGAUGUGAUUAAAGAUGAGGAUCUUCUGGCACAAAAAGGUUAUCUGAGUGGAAAUGGAUCCUAUAGGGGAUAUCAUGCAUCCCAGUCUGGACAAAAUAUCCAGCAGCUAGUUGCUACAAUGGUCCCUAGCUUUCGGCCUAAAAGGUUAAGUGCUAGGGAACUGAAUCUCCUAAAAAGAAAAGCAAAAAUAAAUGCAAAAGAUCAUACAAAAUGCUUGUCUGAGGAUGAUGAGCUUGAGGUACCAUAUUCUCAAAACACAGUGAUGCCUACAGGAACAUGUUCAGAUCCACUAGGUGCCUGUAAGGAUUCAACAGAUUCUCCAGCAGAUGAAGACAAUAGUGAGCAUGGUGAAAAUGGGAAAUGGCCUUUUCAACAAUUCGUGGAGCAACUUGUUCAUGAUAUGUUUGACCCUGUUUGGGAAGUGCGCCAUGGUACUAUCAUGGCUUUGAGAGAAAUUUUAACAUAUCAAGGGGCCUAUGCUGGAGUAUACUUCCCUGAUCUGAGCUUGAUGAAGUCCUGUUUGGUCGACUUGGAUGAUAAAAGCUUUUUAAAUUCAAUAAAAAGGGCUAGAGAAAUUGAUCUAAAUAUACAGUUCACUGUUGAUGAGUAUGAACCUGAUUUGAAGAGGCACAAGUCUAAUUGUGAAGAAUCAGUUCUGUCCAAUAAUAGAAUCGGGUACUUAAAUAAGGAGAUGAAUAAUGGUGCUUAUGGGAACAUGGAAGGUGGUCUGGUGGAUGCAACUCCUGUGUGUGUUAAUGGUAACCUUCACAUUGCACCUCUUAAGGUGGAACCAGAUUUGUGUACAGAUGGAUUGAAUUCUCAGGUCAAAGAAGAGGAUAUGUCAUCACUACGAUCUUUCUUUGAAGAUAACAGCUCCAUUUUGAAUGUGAAUGUUCUUGCGAAUCAUGCUGAAAGUUCCAAACUCGUGAAAUUGAUAAAAUUGGCCAGGCACUCAUGGGUGAAGAACUGGGAGUUUUUGCAAGAUUGUGCCAUUCGAUUUCUGUGUGUUCUUUCUUUAGAUCGCUUUGGAGACUAUGUUUCCGACCAGGUCGUUGCUCCAGUUCGUGAAACUUGUGCUCAAGCUCUUGGCGCUGUUCUCAAGUACAUGCAUCCUUCAUUAGUUCAUGAAACAUUGAAAAUCUUACUGCAAAUGCAGUGCAGGCAAGAAUGGGAAAUCCGUCAUGGAAGCCUUCUUGGGAUAAAAUAUUUAGUUGCAGUUCGAAGGGAGAUGCUUCAAGAUUUACUGUUUUAUGUCCUGCCUGCCUGUAGAGCUGGGUUGGAGGAUCCAGAUGAUGAUGUUAGGGCAGUUGCGGCUGAGGCAUUAAUACCUGCUGCUGCAGCCAUAGUCUCCCUUGAUGACAAAAUAUUGCAUUCAAUUGUUAUGUUGCUUUGGGAUAUUUUGCUUGACUUGGAUGACCUCAGCCCAUCCACAAGCAGUGUAAUGAACUUGUUGGCAGAAAUAUAUUCUCAGCCAGAGAUGGUUCCAAAGAUGCUAGAUACAUUGACAUUGGUCGAGAAACAGGAAUUUGAUCUUAACGAAGCAUCUCAAGCCGAAGAACAUGGGAAUGCCACUAAACUGAUGGAUAAUCCCUAUAUAUUGUCCACUCUAACCCCCAGGCUGUGGCCAUUUAUGAGACACAGUAUCACUUCAGUUCGUCAUUCUGCCAUACGCACUUUGGAGCGGCUUCUUGAAGUUGGUUAUACAAGGAGUUCUUGUGAAUCUAUGGCUACUAGAUUUUGGCCUGCUUCAGUACUAGGUGAUGCACUGCGGAUUGUUUUUCAGAAUCUGCUAUUGGAAUCAAAUGAUGAUAUUCUUCAGUCUUCGGAGAGGGUGUGGAGGCUCCUGCUUCAGUGCCCAGAGCAGGACUUGGAAGCUUCUGCGAAGGCGUAUUUUGCAUCUUGGAUGCAGCUUGCAACUACUCCAUGUGGUUCCUAUCUGGAUUCUACAAAAAUGUUUUGGCCAGUUGUGCUUCCUCGCAAAAGUCGUUCCAGAGCUGCUGCUAAAAUGAGAGCUGUAAAGCUUGAAAAUGAAAGUGAUAAAACCUCUGCUGGUGAUUCUGCAAAAGAAUAUAAUCUGCAGGAGAAAAAUCUUGAUGUUCCCGCCAAUAUCACUAAGAUAAUUGUUAAUGCAGAUGGUGAAAAGUCUGUCACUCAUACAAGGGUCGUUACUGCAACAGCCCUUGGUAUUUUUGCCUCUAAGUUGCCUGCGACUUCUCUACAUGUUGUAGUUGAUACAUUAUGGAGUGACCUUACCUCCUUUUCUGGAGUCCAGAGACAGGUGGCUUCAAUGGUUCUUGUGGCUUGGUUCAAAGAACUUCAAAGCAGGGACCCUGCUGAAUCUCGAAAAAUCUUGCUUGGCAUUUUGAACGAUUUGAAGCAAUGGUUGCUGGAUUUGUUGGCUUGCUCUGAUCCGGCAUUUCCUACAAAAGAUUCAGUUCUUCCUUAUGCUGAACUUUCAAGAAGUUAUGCUAAAAUGCGCAAUGAAGCCCGUCUGCUGUUCCGCUCUAUUGAUUCUUCUGGUGCAUUCAAAGACCUUAGGUCAAGUAUUAAUUUUAAUGUGGAUACACUAAGUGUUGAUGAAGCAGUUAAUUUUGUUUCCAAACUUUCAUUGCCCGUUGACUCCACUGGCGCUGGAACCAUUGAAAAACACCUUUUGGAUGAUAUAGAGUCAUUGAAACAGCGAGUUCUUGCUACAUCAGGCUACUUAAAAUGUGUUCAGAACAAUCUACAUGUAACUGUCUCAGCCUUGGUUGCUGCUGCAGUGGUCUGGAUGUCAGAAUUGCCCACGAGGCUCAAUCCUGUUAUUUUGCCUUUAAUGGCUGCUGUCAAAAGGGAACAGGAGGAAAUAUUGCAACAAAAGGCUGCUGAAGCACUUGCUGAGCUUAUUUUUCACUGUAUUGGGCGUAAGCCUUGUCCAAAUGAUAAGUUAAUUAAGAAUCUUUGCAGCUUGACAUGUGCAGAUUCUUGUGAGACACCCCAAGCAGCACUCAUAAAUUCAAUGGAGGUCAUUGAGGACCACAAUUUGUUGUCUUUUGGAAAGGCAGCUAGCGGUCAGAGGGCUAAGCUUCAGGUGCUACCUGCUGCUGAAGAUAGGUCUAAGGUGGAAGGGUUUAUAAGUAGGCGUGGAUCGGAAAUGGCAUUAAAACACCUAUGCCAGAAAUUUGGGUCUUCAUUGUUUGAUAAACUUCCGAAGCUCUGGGAGUGUCUGACUGAGGUUCUCAAACCUCUUUCUUCUGAAAUUCAUCUUCUUACAGAUGAGCAGAAGAUGCUAAAAAUGAUUGACUUUUGCAAGGAUAAGGAUCCACAAAUUUUGAUAAACAACAUUCAGGUGGUUCGUUCGGUUGCACCUAUGGUAGAUGAGUCAUUAAGACCACAACUUCUCACUCUUCUUCCAUGCAUUCUUGGGUGCAUCCGCCAUUACCAUGUUGCUGUUAGAUUAGCUGCUUCUAGAUGCAUCACCUCCAUGGCCAAAUCGAUGACAGUCAGUGUGAUGGGAGCAGUGAUAGAAAAAGUUAUUCCUAUGUUGUCAGAUACAACAUCUGUGCAUGCAAGACAGGGGGCUGGAAUGCUUGUGAGCUUGCUUGUUCAGGGUUUGGGUGUGGAGCUGGUUCCUUAUGCUCCUUUACUUGUGGUUCCACUCCUGAGAUGUAUGAGCGAUUGUGAUCAUGCAGUUAGACAGAGUGUUACACAUAGCUUCGCUGUGCUUGUACCUCUGCUACCAUUAGCUAGAGGACUCCCUGCACCAGUUGGACUAAGUGAAAGUUUAUCAAGGAGCACAGAAGAUGCGCAGUUUUUAGAGCAACUUCUUGAUAACUCCCAUAUUGAUGAUUACAAGCUCUCCGUUGAUCUCAAAGUGUCGUUGAGAAGGUAUCAGCAAGAAGGAAUAAACUGGUUAUCUUUCUUGAGACGGUUCAAACUGCAUGGAAUUUUAUGUGAUGAUAUGGGCCUUGGUAAAACACUCCAGGCAUCAGCAAUAGUAGCAUCUGAUAUUGCAGAGCGGCGUGCUUGUGGUAAUGGAAAGGACCUUCAAUCUUUGAUUAUCUGCCCUUCGACAUUAGUUGGGCAUUGGGCAUAUGAAAUAGAAAAAUAUGUGGAUGAUUCUGUGAUGGUUACUCUUCAAUAUGUUGGUUCUGCCCAAGAAAGGAUGUCGCUUCACAGUCAGUUUGAUAGGUGUAAUGUCAUUAUAACAUCUUAUGAUAUUGUUCGUAAAGAUGUUGGUUAUCUUGGCAUACUUUCAUGGAACUAUUGUAUUCUAGAUGAGGGACAUAUCAUCAAGAACUCAAAAUCUAAAAUUACUGCUGCAGUGAAGCAACUGAAAGCUGAACAUCGCCUUAUUUUGAGUGGCACUCCUAUUCAGAAUAAUGUCUUGGAACUUUGGUCUCUUUUUGACUUUUUAAUGCCUGGGUUUCUUGGGACAGAGAAACAGUUCCAAGCCACUUAUGGGAAACCAUUACUGGCUGCAAAAGAUUCAAAAUGUUCUGCUAAGGAUGCUGAAGCAGGGGUUCUUGCUAUGGAAGCGUUGCAUAAGCAGGUCAUGCCUUUCCUCCUCCGUCGAACAAAAGAUGAGGUUUUAUCUGAUCUCCCUGAGAAAAUUAUUCAGGACAGAUACUGCGACCUGAGUCCUGUGCAACUUAAACUUUAUGAACAAUUUUCUUGUUCCAAUGCAAAACAAGAGAUGUCAACAUUGGUGAAAGCACAUGAAAACACGAGUACAGCUGAAGAAACCGCAACAAAAACGACUUCUCAUGUCUUCCAGGCGUUGAAGUACUUGUUAAAACUUUGUAGUCAUCCAUUGCUUGUCAUUGGUGAAAAACCGCCAGAUUAUCUUUCAUCUCUUCUAUCAGAAGUCAUCCCUGACUGUGCUGAUAUUCUCACUGAGCUUCAUAAACUACACCAUUCUCCUAAAUUGGUUGCUCUUCAAGAAAUUCUAGAAGAGUGUGGAAUAGGCUUAGAUACUUCAGGUUCUGAUGGUGCUGUGACAAUUGGGCAGCACCGAGUUCUAAUUUUUGCUCAACACAAGUCUCUUCUUGAUAUCAUCGAAAGGGAUUUGUUCCUGGCUCAUAUGAAGAGCAUCACAUACCUGCGGUUGGAUGGCUCUGUUGAACCAGAAAAGCGAUUUGAAAUUGUCAAAGCAUUCAACUCAGAUCCUACCAUUGAUGUGCUGCUGCUUACAACACAUGUUGGAGGACUUGGAUUAAAUCUUACAUCAGCUGAUACACUGGUCUUCAUGGAGCAUGACUGGAAUCCAAUGAAAGAUCACCAGGCAAUGGACAGAGCUCAUAGACUGGGCCAGCGCAAAGUCGUGAAUGUCCAUCGUCUCAUCAUGCGUGGCACUUUGGAAGAGAAAGUCAUGAGCCUCCAGAAGUUUAAAGUGUCACUUGCUAAUGCUGUCAUCAAUGCAGAGAAUGCUAGCCUGAAAACAAUGAACACUGACCAGUUGCUUGAUCUCUUUACUUCUGCAUCAACUGCUAGACAGGGUACUACUGCUCUUUCAAGCAGCUCCAAUGGUGACCUGAAUAAAGAUUCAAAAUCCAUGGUGGGUGGGAAGGGCUUGAAAGCCGUUCUAAGUGGACUGGAGGAUCUCUGGGAUCAGUCACAGUAUGCAGAUGAAUACAAUCUGAGCCAUUUCUUGGCAAAGCUUAAUGGCUGAAUCUGAUUGCCCCAGUGUACAGUGUAAAUGGGAACAUUGGGCCUUUCGGCCUUAGAUUUUGAUGUGUCACCCUUGAUUUUUUUGUUCUUUGUAUAUUGCUUAUUAGAUACUUGAAGAAGCUGGCUAACAUAUGGGUGGUCCGACUAUUUUUGGGAUGGGAGGGAUCCCCAAAGGGCAAAAGUCACCCAGCACGAUGGGUAUUAUGUAACGUGUAAAUUUGAGGAGUGUAUAUACCUUCAGCUUCUUAUAAUGAAGUCAGCAGUUUCUUAUCAGUCA